AUGUUUGGUGCUUUUAGACAAACAACCGUUGCCUUUGGUGGUCUAUUAUGGAAAACUCCAUAUAAGAUGUCUCAAACUCAAAAAUUUAGACAUAGAAAAAGACUUCAAGCAGUUGAUAAAGUUAUUGAAACUGUUUUCAAUGGAUUAAAAGCAAUAGGUGAAUCAAAUCCAAAAGUUAAUAAUUUUUAUUAUAAUUUCCCAAAAGAAAGUGAAAUGACACCAAGAGAUAAAUAUACUGUUUUUAGUAAGAAAUCUAAAGGUUAUAGAAAACCUGUUCAUAAAGUUCCAAAAUGGACUAAAUUAAGUAUGAGAGAAAAUCCAAAAUAUUUUUAA
Molecule: messenger RNA, 333 nt
Organism: Hansenula ciferrii
Lineage: Eukaryota; Fungi; Ascomycota; Saccharomycetes; Phaffomycetales; Wickerhamomycetaceae
Gene: MRPL31
Product: mitochondrial 54S ribosomal protein mL60
Exons: 1
Coding region: 1-333 (110 amino acids)
Cellular component (GO): mitochondrial large ribosomal subunit
Molecular function (GO): structural constituent of ribosome
Source: RefSeq, a predicted model, not a curated record